CACUUAUAUUUUGCUCUAAAAUGACUUCAAUUCGUACUGCGUCAUACUCGAUUGAGGAAGAUAUGAAUUUAUGCCAUGUGUAUCUUGACGUGUCUCAAGAUCCUGUCAUAGGCAGAUACCAAUCAAAAGAGAAGUUUUGGUCAAGAGUUGAAGCGGAGUAUCACUCGUAUGAAAAGUUUCUUCUUCGACCUAGACCUGUAAGAUCUUUGCAAACUCGAAUGACGACCAUUCUUACCGCGGUUGGAAAAUUAAGGGGAUGCGUUAACCAAAUUCAAAAUAAAAAUCCCAGUGGUGCUUCACAAGAAGAUAUUUUAAAUCAAGCGAAGAUGUUAUUAGCACAAGAUCCAAAAUACAACAGAGGAUUCAAAUUUGAUCAUGUGUGGCCGAUCCUUAAAGAUAUUGAGAAAUUUACAAAUGACAACACUAGUGCACCAAUUAGAAUCCAAGAAGAAGAUCGUAAUUUUACUUCGCCCCAAUCAUAUUCUCAUGGUGUCCAGUCAUCGGCAUCAGCAUCCACUGGUAUGAAUUCAUUUAAUCUUAAUGUGAAUGACGAUGAAAUUACUACUAAUUUAAGUAAACGACCUAUCGGUGUGAAAAAGGCAAAAGAAAAACAAAAAAGUGAUGACCAAUUUAAAAAAUUAAUGGAGCAAAAUCAAAAGCUUGUCGAAGUUAUAGAAAAGGGUAACUCAGAAAGGAAUGAAAUUCGACGACAGAAGGUUGAAUUGGCUAAAAUGAAAGAAGAGAAUAAAAUACUAUUUACGGAUUUGAAUUCUAUAUCCGAUCCAGAAUUUCGCCAGUUUAUUCAAAAUGAAAAGAGACAAAUUUACAAAAGAAGAGCACAAACAUCUAAAUAUGGUGAACAAACAGAAGGUUCUAAAUAUCAAGGAUCCCAAUAUCGAGCAUCUCAGAAUCAAGGAUCUCGAUUUAAUGAAGCUCACAGAGAAGGAGCUACAGAUGAAGGCCAAGGAUCUGAGACGAACCUCCCAGGAAAUUUUAGUCAAUACUUUGAUUAUCUUGACGAAACGAAAAAUGAUUUCCUAAAUUAUUAAAUUAUUAUCGUAGUUUCUUUUUUUUUAAAUCUAUGUCAUUGCUUCCGAUUUAUGUUUGGUGUAUUUCAUUUUACCUUU
Molecule: messenger RNA, 1127 nt
Organism: Humulus lupulus (European hop)
Lineage: Eukaryota; Viridiplantae; Streptophyta; Magnoliopsida; Rosales; Cannabaceae
Product: glutathione S-transferase T3-like
Exons: 2
Coding region: 21-1049 (342 amino acids)
Source: RefSeq, a predicted model, not a curated record